AUGCUGCCAGACGAUUACAGCCUUCCUCGGUAUCUUGAAGGCCAAUCUAGCAUAUCUGCCGCUCGACAACUGGUACGCAUCGGCGAUACUCUGGGUGGCGACACACUGGACCAGCGAGCCCUACAUGAUUCCAUAACCCUAAUUACGCGGCCUGGCGCAACAGGCCUGGCAUAUGUUGUUUUCACGUCAGGAUCGACAGGCAAACCCAAGGGUGUUAUGGUGGAGCACCGGGGAAUCGUCCGGCUAGUGAAGGAGAGCAAUGUUGUGCGCAUACUCCCAAAAGCACCCUCCGUGGCCCAUUUGUCAAACACCUCAUUCGAUGCGUCGGUGUGGGAGAUAUAUGCGGCACUGCUAAAUGGCGGGACUGUGGUCUGUAUUGACUAUGCCACCACUUUGGACAGCCAAGCUCUGGCCGCUGUAUUUUCUCGCGAACGGAUCUGUGCGACCAUGCUUCCACCCGCACUGCUGAAGCAAUACCUGGGUGAUAUACCUAAUUCCAUCAGCUCCCUCGAUGUCCUCUAUGUUGCCGGAGACCGGUUUCAUACUCGGGAUGCAAUAGAAGCGCAAAGGCUCCUUCCAGGUGGCGUCUAUAAUGCCUACGGUCCAACGGAGAACACGGUUCUCACUACGGUCUAUAAGCUAGUGGCUAAUGAGGAGUUCCUGCACGGAGUCCCGAUCGGUCAUGCAAUCAGCAACUCCGGAGCGUACAUCAUGGACCAGCGGCAACAGCUUGUCCCGCCCGGGGUGAUGGGAGAGUUGGUCGUCACAGGAGAUGGUCUCGCUCGAGGAUACACUGACCCGGCAUUGGACAAGGAUCGCUUUAUAGAUGUCAUCAUCGACGGCCAGGAAGUGAGGGCGUAUCGCACAGGGGAUCGUGCGCGCUAUCGGCCGAAGGAUUGUCAGAUAGAGUUCUUCGGGCGCAUGGACCGGCAGAUCAAAAUCCGCGGCCACCGGAUUGAGCUGGCGGAGGUGGAGCAUGCAAUCCUCGGCCAGGAGCUCCAAUAG
Penicillium griseofulvum is the source of this 1005-nucleotide messenger RNA. RefSeq names its product AMP-dependent synthetase/ligase. Gene Ontology annotation, molecular function: phosphopantetheine binding. Gene Ontology annotation, biological process: secondary metabolite biosynthetic process; amino acid activation for nonribosomal peptide biosynthetic process. Bases 1 to 1005 code for a protein of 334 amino acids. Lineage: Eukaryota; Fungi; Ascomycota; Eurotiomycetes; Eurotiales; Aspergillaceae. The record is from RefSeq and is a predicted model, not a curated record. The transcript has 3 exons. Gene Ontology annotation, cellular component: cytoplasm.